Molecule: messenger RNA, 2218 nt
Organism: Vigna radiata var. radiata (mung bean)
Lineage: Eukaryota; Viridiplantae; Streptophyta; Magnoliopsida; Fabales; Fabaceae
Product: putative adenylate cyclase regulatory protein
Exons: 5
Coding region: 1-1878 (625 amino acids)
Source: RefSeq, a predicted model, not a curated record
AUGGCUAACACAAAAUCAACAUUCACUCCCUUAUUUGCCAGUGCUCAAUUACUCAAGGAUUCUGGUGAUCUCCUACCUUGCCCAAUAGACUAUCGUGCACUUGUGGGAAGUCUUCAAUACUUAAGUCUUCCUCGUCGGGACAUCACCUUCAGUACCAACAAACUUGCGCAGUUCAUGCAACACCCCAGAACGGUGCAUUGGUCUGCCCUCAAACGGGUGCUCCGUUAUUUGGNGGGAUCUUGCAACAAAGGCAUCUUCAUCUCGACAACUGCUCUGCUAACCUUUCAUGCUUACUCANAUGCAGAUUGGGUGGGUGAUAAGGAUGAUUAUAUAUCAACCACUGGUUAUUUGUUGUAUCUUGGUAGCACUCCUAUCUCUUGGAGCUCCCGGAAAAAACGCUUUGUUGCUCGUUCCUCAACCAAAGCAGAAUACAAAGCCUUGGCUGACACGACCAAUGAACUUCUAUGGGUCCUAUCCUUGUUCACUGAACUUAGUCACAUGCCCACAACCAAUCNGGUUAUCUAUUGUGACAAUUUUGACAACUUUUUUGGCAGCUUUACGAAGUUGGAAUUCGAUAUAACGUGCAAUAGAUCCUUCGUAAUUCCAUCUCAUGUACUUCCUUACUUGAAGAACCUAAAAGAAUUGAAGGUGCAUAGCUCCGAUGCAGUGAAAGUAAUAUUUGACACUGAUGAGAUUGAGGUUGAGANAAAGGGAAUAAUCUUUGGGUUGAAAAAGCUUAUNUUAUUCGACUUGUCAAAUUUAAAAUGUGUAUGGAGGGAAAAUCUAGAAGAAAUUGUCAGCUUUUCGAAUUUGCAAGAAGUGGAUGUUGGUGGUUGUGGAAGUUUAGUAACAUUGUUCCCUUUAUCACUUGCCAAAAAUCUUGGGAAGUUGGAGUCACUUGAUAUACGGGAGUGUGAGAAAAUGGUAGAAAUAGUUGGAAGGGAAGCUGAAAUGGAGCAUGCAAUGACAAUGUUUGAAUUCCCUUGUUUAUGGUAUCUAAAUCUUGAAGACAUGCCACUGUUGAGUUGCUUUUACCCUGGAAAGCAUGAUCUAGAAUUUCCCUUGUUAGAUAGGUUAUAUGUGGAAUGUUGUCCUAAGCUGAAGGUAUUCAGAUCAAGCUUUGAUGAUGAUAGUAAAAAAGAAGUUUUAGAGGUUCCAACUAACUUGUUACAACAACCUUUGUUCUCGAUUGAAAAGCUACCCAAUUUAGAAUGGCUUACAUUACGAAAAUGCUUUGGUCUGAAGGAGAUAUUUCCCUCUCAAAAGCUUCAAGUUCACGACAAAGUACUUGCUGAAUUGAAACAAUUAUGUUUGUUGGAACUAAGUGAGUUAGAAUCCAUAGGUUUGGAGCACGAGUGGGUUCAACNAUACUCCAAAAAGCUUGAAUUGUUANAGCUNCNCACUUGCCCUGGAGUAGAAAGCAUAGUUUCUUGUGCAGUGUCAUUCAUCAAUCUUAAAGAGUUAUAUGUGAAGCUCUGUGAAAAGAUGGAAUAUUUAUUCUCAUUUGCAACACUCAAAACUUUGGUGAAACUUGAGACUCUAAGCAUAAAGAAGUGUGAAUCAAUCAAAGAAAUUGUGAAAAAGGAUGAUGAAGAUGGUUGUGAUGAGAUAGUAUUUGGACGGCUCAGAUCAAUUAAGCUGAAUUCCUUACCAAAGCUAGUAAGCUUUUAUUCAGGGAAUGCCACUUUGNAAUGCUCAUAUUUGAAANACGUGAUGGUAGCUGAAUGUCCCAAUAUGANAACUUUCUCUCAAGGAGUCAUUAAAGUGUCAACCUUUUUGGAGAUUCAAACAUCAAAAGAUUCUGAUUCAACAUUUGACGGCGACCUUAACACAACGAUCCAAAAGUUGUUUGACAAUCAGGUAAUCCAUCAGACAUGAUGACAGUAAGGAGCGUUUGGAGUUCUUCUUCCUGUACCAUUUUGUUUGUGAUUUCCGCAUUGCAUUCCUCAGAGGCGGAGGGAACAAUGAUGAUACAAGAAUCAUGAACAAAAGUUUAUUCUAAGUCUGUUUUUUGUUGUUUGAAAUGCUUGAAAUACAAAUAAGGUGGACCUACAUCGCCAUCUAUUGUAUGAGAUUAAGUUAGUUAUAUUCUGUAUGCAUGUUUGUCAUCAACUUAAAAUACUUUGAAUAUUGAACUUCGUAACAAUGUGAUGUCUGCAACACCUUAAAAAUGUGUUUGAGUGGAGACUUUAAGAUCAUCCAUUAUUUACUGCUUUAA